Conger conger (European conger) is the source of this 4393-nucleotide messenger RNA. RefSeq names its product B-cell receptor CD22-like. The coding region runs from base 845 to 3430 and encodes 861 amino acids. Lineage: Eukaryota; Metazoa; Chordata; Actinopteri; Anguilliformes; Congridae. The transcript has 11 exons. The record is from RefSeq and is a predicted model, not a curated record.
AUCUAUAUUUCUCGAGUAAACGUAAGUAAGAAAGUAAGUCAGUCUUCAUUUAUAUAGCACCUUUUAAAACUUGGGUUACAAAGCGCUUCAAAAUAAAACACCACAUCCAUACAUAACAAUGCAACUUUAUAAAAUCCACGAUCCCUCUACUAAAGUUUGAAUGAAUGCAUGAAUGGUUUCAGUCUUUCUGUAUUUCUUGGUUCGAACAAUCUGCAAAAAACUAAAACUUUGAAUUUGAUUUGAUUUGAAUAAUCUAAUUAAUGAUUCAGUGAUAAAAGUAUGCUUCAGCUUUUAACCUCUGCUAUGCUCAGUAAUUUCUGUAACACAACUGCAACAUUCCCUUUCUGAUGUUUGGAACUUAACUGUGAACCGUCUUGUUUGCGUAACAUCAUGCCAGAUCCUGGUUAAAUUCAAUGUAUACAGAUGUAUUCCUGCGGUAGCUCCUUUUCACAGUCUGCUGACUGUGUUUGGGCAUUAAUGCUGAUUGGCUUAUUCUGAUUGAAUUCUUUGUUAUUGUGUCAUGAAGCCAAAGUAGUUUAAUGAUCAGAGCAACAAUUGUAAUACAAAUUUUGUAUUUUUGUUAAUACUAUUGUAUCAUUACAUAGAAGAAGUUGAAGUUUCCUAGCUUUCUCAGAAAUGGGUGGAAAUAUCACAUUAAUCACACGUGCUGUGUAUAGUAGCCAAUACUAUACCCAGCAAUACAUGUUCCGCAAAACGCCACAUAAAUAUGAGCACUUCCUCUUUGUGAGUUUGUACUUGUGCUCUUGAGUGGAGAGAGAUUGGAUAUUCUUCUGUGCUACAAUCAGCUCCACUGAGUGCCACUGCUCCUCACUAAUACUGAGACAUGAUUGGAGCAGAGAGACUCAUCCUCAUUGGCUGCCUGCUACAAGGAGCCCUGGGCAGAGAGUGGGCAGUCUGGAUGCCUCAGAGUAUAGAAGCUCUGAGUGGAUCCUGUGUGCUGAUUCCCUGCAGAUUUGAAAUGCCAGAAUAUAACUCUUACUAUGGGUCUCCCUAUGAUUACUUGCUGAAACGCUAUCCAGACUCCGUUACAGGAUUAUGGCGUAAAGAUAGAACAACAGUGUUUGAUUCCAGAAGCCAAUCUGAAUCUCAUCUGAAAGGAAUGAUGACUGGAAACCUUUUGCAGAAGAGGUGCACUACAGUUCUGGAGAACCUUCCUAAGUAUUAUAGUGAGCAAUAUUACUUCAGAUUAGAAACCUCUUAUUUCCAAUUGAAUUUUCAUCCAGCUGUUCAAAUUAAUAUCAAAGACUCUCCACCCAAACCCAAAUUAACCACAGAGAAGGUGGAGGUGAUGGAGGGGACCUCUGUGAGUUUGAGCUGCUCUGCUGCAGCCCCCUGUCCCAAACUCCCCCCAAAUCUGACAUGGACCCCCAGGCUGAGUGACAGUGUGGAUCAACUGCAAGAGAAUGAGGAUAAUACCACAUCUGUGUCUUCUGAUCUGACCUUCACUGCUUCCCACCUCCACCAUAGGCAGAAGAUCACCUGCAGGGCACUUUACACACUGCAACAAGGAGGCAAUCAGAGGAUGUCUGAGGCCAGUCUGACUCUCAAAGUCCGAUAUCCUCCAAAGAAGACCUCAGUGUCUGUCAGUCCCUCUGGUUCAGUGUUAGAGGGCAGCUCAGUGAUUCUGACCUGCAGCAGUAAAGCCAGGCCAACAGUGCAGAACUACACCUGGUAUAGAGUGAAUGGGACAGAGAUGAACACUGUAGGAAAUGGACAGAAUCUCACCUUCAAUGUGACUGAGUCCAGUGGCAGUGAACAGUACUACUGUGAAGCACAGAAUGAACAUGGCAAGGAGAACUCGACAGCUGUGCAGCUGGGAGUUAAUUAUCCUCCUAAGAAGACCUCAGUGUCAGUCAGUCCCUCUGGUUCAGUGUUAGAGGGCAGCUCAGUGACUCUGACCUGCAGAAGUAAAGCCAGGCCACCAGUGCAGAACUACACCUGGUAUAGAGUGAAUGGGACAGAGAUGAACACUGUAGGAACUGGACAGAAUCUCACCUUCAAUGUGACUGAGUCCAGUGGCAGUGAACAGCACUACUGUGAAGCACAGAAUGAACAUGGCAAGGAGAACUCGACAACUGUGCAGCUGGGAGUUAAUUAUCCUCCUAAGAAGACCUCAGUGUCAGUCAGUCCCUCUGGUUCAGUGUUAGAGGGCAGCUCAGUGACUCUGACCUGCAGCAGUAAAGCCAGCCCACCAGUGCAGAACUACACCUGGUAUAGAGUGAAUGGGACAGAGAUGAACACUGUAGGAACUGGACAGAAUCUCACCUUCAAUGUGACUGAGUCCAGUGGCAGUGAACAGUACUACUGUGAAGCACAGAAUGAACAUGGCAAGGAGAACUCAACAACUGUACUGCUGAAUGUGAUAUACCUGCCUCAGAUCUCUGGCUCUGGGAGCUGCAGCAGAACUGCAGCAGAGAUCAGCUGCUCCUGUGAGAGCCGUGGGAAUCCCUCUCCCAGCAUGGAGUGGCGUGUGUCUGGACUGCGGGUCACUAACUCUACUGACAGAGUCAUCAGAGAGGAGCAGCUGGGGAACACAGGCCUGAGGAGCUCCCUCACCAUGCGCCACUCACAGGGAGACACGGCCACUCUCCUCUGCCUCAGUACCAACGCUCUCGGCACCUCCAGCCUCCAGCUCCAUGCCCCAUCUCCACAGCAACACUCAGAUUUCAGCAUUCCCUCACUGCUGAUUGGUGCAGCUGCUGGUGCCGGUGCCAUGAUGUGUAUUUUCCUCAUAAUGCAGCUCGUUCUAAAAAAAAAGAGACACAGCCAUGGUUCUCAAGUGAAGGACACUGAAGGGCUCAUUCUGAUGGCUGGGAUGGCCACUCAAGAUGAGGAAUCGGCCAACGCCAACAAGACCACGCUGUCAGACCCGGGGGCCGUGGGAAAGGGGAACGGGACCUCCCUACACUACGCCACCGUGGAUUUCUCCAAACUCCGCAGCACGGGUGGCAAUCAAGGAACAGGUGUUAUCCGGGGCACUUCCCAACGGACUUCCGACUACGCCGUGAUCCGACACAGAUCCAGAGAAGAAGGUGAGGAGGUGCAGGGGGAGGUGGAGGUGGAGAAGGAGGGACCGGCUGAGCUGGGAGCAGAGAGGGAGACAGCCGAGGUGAGGGGCGGGCAGGAGGGGGAGCCGGAGCGGGAGUGUUUGCCGAAUGUGAACCAGCAGCCCUCCAUCAACCCUGACCCCGUGGAGGAGGCCACCUACGGGAACAUCUGUCGCUCCAGGCCCACUAAGAGGGCACAGCAGGGGCAGCAGGAGACACGCAGGAACCCUGCUCCAGAGGAGGAGGAGCAGAGAGAGGAGGGGCAGGAGGACAUGUAUGUGGAUCUCAUGAGCCCCCUGACGGAGGGAGGUGGAAAGGGAGUGGAGGAGAGUGAGUACGCCGAGGUCAGGAAGCUCCAGUGACACGCCACGGAGAUACUACGACCCAUUGCGAUGCGCUCUGCCCUAAAAAAUACCAGAAUAUUUACUUCACAGCGUGCUACAAAUGUGUUAUAUUUCAGUAUGUUACAUUACAUUACAGUGCCAUAGUAUGCUUGCAGUGCCUAUGAAAAAGCUACUGUGCUUUGUUACAGUUUUUGGCAGUUUGAUCAAUUUUAAGGUCCCUUUAAGUCAUGAUUAUAUUAGCAGAGAAGUGACAGCUUUGGCAGUUUUUUUUUAUUUACAUUGCAUCACAUUAAUUCACCAGUUUUAAGUGUGUCUUAAAACACUUUCACAGCAUGCUUUGUACAUCCAGAUAUGUAACAUCAAGUUCACAUUAGUGUUAUGUGACAUUGCGUUAUGCUACCAUACAGACAUGACUGUUUCCCACGUCCAUGUGCAAGCCAAUGUGUGAAGAGUCACAUUAUGGCCCAUGACUUAGCCAUGUUACUUUGCUGUGUGUUACAUUACAAAAUAUGACAUUAUCAUUGUUUUACCACACAGGUUUUGAGCAAUAAUUGUACAGGUUGUGAAACAUCUUUUAGUGGUUUUCAGAAUACAUGUCAUUGCACUUAUUCUAAUCUUAAUGUGUGUUUUAUUAUCUAAUUAAGAAUGUUUGCUACUCCCGUUUGCCCUCCCAAAUCCCUUCUCCUUUGCUACUGAGAGUUCUUAUUCAGUCAUAGACUGGCUUUUCAAAUGUUGAUUUGACAUUCUGGGCUUACAUGCUAACCACAUAGCUCUGAAACAGAUAUAUUGACCAUCUGGGCACCAAGUGUUGCGCCAAGUUGUAGAAGUGUGCCGUGGACCAACUGGAAUAUGAGCAUUUGUAAUUUAAUUGGUGAGAAGAGGGCAGGUUAUGCAUCCUGCUCUGGCGCCCCUUUACCUACAGUGUCUGCUCUUUUGUUGUUUUUUGUUUUUAAUAUUAUCAUUAAAACCCUUUUCCUGAAA